Messenger RNA from Centrocercus urophasianus (Greater sage-grouse), 427 nucleotides. RefSeq names its product Bet1 golgi vesicular membrane trafficking protein like (gene BET1L). The record is from RefSeq and is a predicted model, not a curated record. NCBI's taxonomy places the organism in Eukaryota, Metazoa, Chordata, Aves, Galliformes, Phasianidae. Gene Ontology annotation, biological process: regulation of retrograde vesicle-mediated transport, Golgi to ER; retrograde transport, endosome to Golgi. Gene Ontology annotation, molecular function: SNAP receptor activity. The coding region runs from base 42 to 377 and encodes 111 amino acids. The transcript is spliced from 4 exons. Gene Ontology annotation, cellular component: SNARE complex; Golgi trans cisterna.
CCUGCCGGGCGGGGCCGCUUCCCGCCACGCCGGGCGCCGCCAUGGCGGACUGGGGGCGAGGACAGAAUGCGGUUGCCAUGGAGGAUAUGCUGGACGUGGAAAACAAGCGCAUGGCAGAGAGCCUGGCCAGCAAAGUCACCAGGCUGAAGUCGCUGGCUCUGGAUAUUGAUAAAGACGCAGAUGAACAAAACCGAUACCUGGAUGGCAUGGAUUCAGAUUUUAUGAGUGUGACAGGCCUGCUGACUGGCAGUGUGAAGCGUUUCACCACCAUGACACGGUCUGGGAGGGAGAACCGCAAGUUACUCUGCUUUGUUUCUAUAGGACUGAUUGUUGUUUUCUUCAUCCUCUACUAUCUUGUGUCCAAAGUGGGGACUUGAUCUUGGUUCUUGUGCAGCAGUUUCACUGAACUAAAAUUACGUGAUUGACA